UAAUAUCAUAAUUCGUUUAUAUAUAAGAAUCUAUAUGUUUAUAUUUAUAAAUAUUUCCUUUUCUUAUUUAUGGGAUUCUGUAAGAAAAGGCAAGUUAAAUUAAAAGGUUUACUAGAUAUUAAAUUAAAAGGAAAAUUAAAUUAACUUGUGACGUUAUAGAAGUUUUUCUUUUAACCAAAAAAACUUCUAUAUAUAUUGAUAACGCGACAUGUUUCCAAAUUUCUCACGUUAUUCAUAUAUGUUUUAAUGCAGAAAAUAUUCCUUUGAUUUUUUUUUUCCUUAAGAAAAAAGAGCUAAACCGACUAUACGCCGACCUUAGUCCUAGACUCCUAGAUAGAAGUAGUAUAUAUAUGCAUGUAUGUGUGCUCACACAAAAUAAACGAAACCCCCAAAGACGGUGAUGGAUAACAUCAAGAUGAAAGAAAAAGUUGGUAAAUCACAAGUCGCAGAUCUCUCUAUCCAAGAGACAAAUCCAAAGAAGAAACAAAAACUUUGUGAAUCACAAGUAACCCCAAGUCCUUCCCUAUCAAAGAUUGAUUUGGCAGAAGCGAUGAAGAAGCAAAACGACGUAGCAAUGUUCCUUGCGGGGAAAGUAAUUUCAACCCUAGCCAAAAACUCUAACUUGGUUUUCUCUCCGGUAUCAAUAAACGCGGUGCUCACCAUGGCGGCUAAUAGGCGAGAAGCCAAAACACUAAGAUCCUUCAUCCUCUCCUUUCUUAGCUCUUCCUCAACCGAAGAGCUCAACGCUGUGUUUGGUGAGAUCUGUUCUGUGGUUCUAGCAGACGGCAGUGCGAGCGGUGGACCUAAAAUCGCAGCACUUAAUGGAGUCUGGAUCGAUCAAUCACUCUCGGUUGAUUCCUCGUGGCAGGAUCUCAUAGUAAAUUUCUUCAAAGCUGAGUUCGCUCAAGUUGACUUCAGUACCAAUACCAAGGCGGAAAUAGUGCGUAUGGAGGUCAAUGCAUGGGCUUUACGGCACACAAAUAAUCUCAUCAAAGACCUUCUUCCUCAAGGAUCCGUGACAAGCCAAACCGAAUGGAUUUAUGGAAAUGCAUUGUACUUCAAAGGAUCUUGGGAAAAGAAGUUUGAUAGUUAUUUGACUAAAAACAAACCAUUUCACCUUGUCAAUGGAGAAUCAGUCUCUGUGCCUUUCAUGAGCAGCCAUAAUAACCAAUAUGUAAAGGCUUAUGAUGAUUUCAAGGUCCUGAGGCUCGAUUAUCAACAAGGCCGUGAUGAUGCCGACCGCAAAUUCUCAAUGUACUUCUAUCUACCUGACAAGAGAGAUGGACUGGAUAAUCUUUUGAAGAGAUUGACAUCUACUCAUGGAUUUUUGGACUCUCACAUACCGAGAUACAAAGAUAGAGUUGGCGAAUUCAGAAUUCCAAAAUUUAAGAUCAAUUUUGGGUUUGAAGCUUCAAAGGCUUUUGAUGAUUUUGAGCUAAAUGUGUCAUUGUACCAAAAAGCUUUCAUUGAAAUCGAUGAGGUAGGUACUGAAGCUGCGGCUGCUACUGCCCUGCGGAAAUCUACUGGCGGCUGCAGACCAAUUGUACGGAAGAUGAUAGAUUUCGUGGCAGAUCAUCCAUUUCUUUUCAUGAUUAGAGAAGACAGAACCGGAAUUGUUAUGUUUGUUGGUCAAAUCUUCGAUCCUUCCAAAUCUGAUUAGGAUCUUGUAUUAAUUUUGCUUUGUCUGAGAUAUGGGGUUUUCAAUUUAUUGAAGUUAAUGUUCAUGAUUAUAACCUACCUUGAUUUGGUUCUCCUCAACUAAGUAUGAUCCUGAAUCAUCAUAUUCUUCACAUGCAGUUUA
Molecule: messenger RNA, 1801 nt
Organism: Brassica napus (rape)
Lineage: Eukaryota; Viridiplantae; Streptophyta; Magnoliopsida; Brassicales; Brassicaceae
Product: serpin-Z2-like
Exons: 2
Coding region: 401-1660 (419 amino acids)
Molecular function (GO): serine-type endopeptidase inhibitor activity
Source: RefSeq, a predicted model, not a curated record